ACCUCUGCUCCGGGCUAAGGACGCGCCACUGCUGAAAGCCGCUGCUGAAGCAGUCAUGCCAAUGCUCCGCAGCACAGAACGCCGACUGGAAAAAGACCCAGCUAAGGCUAAAGUCUACGAAGCAGAGAUCCAAAAGCUCAUCAAUGGGGGGUGCGUUACCAAGCUCAGCAAAGAAGAGACGGAUAAGUCCAGUGAGUCAUGGUUUAUUCCCCAUCACCUCGUCCAUCACAACGGCAAGGAUCGCCUAGUCUUUGACUGCUCCUUCACCUACUGCGGCCUCUCCCUUAAUGAGCAACUCCUCCCAGGUCCAACCCUUGGACCAUCGCUCAUCGGGGUCCUCCUGCGAUUCCGGCAGUAUGCUGUCGCCAUCAGUGGAGAUAUCCGGGCAAUGUUCCAUCAGGUUCGGCUCCUGCCAGAGGACCGGCCAUUGCUGAGGUUCGCCUGGAGGAACCUGCGACGCGAAGAGCAACCUAACAUCUACCAGUGGCAAGUCUUGCCGUUCGGUACAACAAGCAGCCCAUGCUGUGCAACGUUUGCGCUGCAGAAGCACGUCAAAGACCACGCAGAGGGAAACGAAGACAUCCUGCAGUCCAUAGAGCAGUCUUUCUACGUGGACAACUGUCUCCAGAGCCUUUCAACACCCGAGUCUGCCAAGCUCCUCGUGGACAAGAUGCGGCAGUGUCUGGCCUCGGGAGGAUUCGAGAUCCGGCAGUGGGCAAGUAACUUCCCAUCUGUCGUCUCCCAUCUGCCUUCCACUGCCAGAUCAGAGAGCACAGAGCUAUGGUUAGCUGAGAAGAGCACCGACCCUCAGGAGCCGGCUCUGGGCCUACGGUGGCAUUGUCCGACCGAUCAACUUGGCUACAAGCCCAAGCCGAUGGAGAGCGAGAUUCCCACCAUGCGCCACGUGUACAAGGUGCUGGCCAGACAAUAUGAUCCUCUUGGAUUCAUCAUUCCCUACACAACGCGGGCCAAGGUUCUCGUCCAGAAACUGUGGGCGAAGAAGAGGAGCUGGGACGACCCAAACCUUCCUCCUGACAUCCUUGAGGCCUGGUCCAGCUGGGAGAGGGAACUUCCGGAGCUGGUAAAUAUCUCCCUACCGCGAACCUACGCACCACAGGACAUCGCCAAUGAUGCCACAAAGUAUACAAUGCAUGUCUUUUGUGAUGCCUCUGAACAGGCAUACGGUUCGGUAGUUUACCUCACAACGAAGAGUGACGACACUGUCCAUGUCUCAUUCGUUAUGGCAAGGUCUAGGGUGGCUCCGAAGCGCCAGCAGUCAAUGCCACGUCUAGAGCUCUGUGCAGCAUUGACAGGAGCCCAGCUGUCCUCCCUCGUUCAUCGAGAGCUCACCUUAAGCAUCACCCAGACCUUCCUUUGGACUGACUCCACCACCGUCUUAACCUGGUUGACAUCCGAGUCCUGCAGGUUCAAGGUCUUCGUUGGAACCAGAGUCUCAGAGAUUCAUGACCUGACGUCCUUGCACACCUGGCGGUAUGUGGACACGGCCAACAAUCCAGCCGACGAUCUCACCCGCGGCAAGACUUUGGUUGAGCUGGCGGCGCCAAAUCGGUGGAUUCAAGGGCCAUCGUUCCUCCGUGGUCCACCUAAAAAUUGGCCAUCGCUUCCCACCUCCACAGAGCCAGAAGAUGCUGCUGAGCUCAAGCACAGUAUCUUCUGCGGCCUCACACAGAUGAGUCUGGCACCUCAAACACCAGACGUCACACAGUUCGACAGCUGGACAGACCUGGUCAACGCCACCCAGCAGUUAUUUGAUGGGGCGGCGGCUGACCCAUCACUACCUCAACCGGACCUUCUUGACGCCGAAGCCCUCCUGCUGAAGGCUAGCCAAGCAGACUGCUUCCCAGGAGAGAUUAAGUGUCUCAGGGCCGGUAAACCAGUACUGCCCAGCAGUAAGCUCAGUACGCUUACACCGGAGAUGGAUCCAACAAUGGGUCUUAUCCGAGUCGGUGGACGCUUUCGUCGUAUGGACACGUCCUGUUCUACCGACAUCCACCCCAUAGUUCUCGAUCCCUGCCAUGCGGUAACAAGACUCCUUAUCAAGGACGUGGAUGCACGACUACUCCACCCAGGACCCGAUAGGGUCUUCGCCGAGAUCAGGCGCAAGUACUGGGUCCUCCGUGGGAGACAGGCUAUCAAGCACCAUCAGAGGACUUGUACGGAAUGCAGAAAAUGGAGAGGGCAGCCAGUGGUUCCAAUCAUGGCGGACCUACCCCCUGCCCGCCUGCGGAUCUUCAAGCCUCCGUUCUUCUCGACGGGAGUGGACUGCUUUGGACCAUACGUCAUCAAGGUCGGGCGGCGCAGGGAGAAACGAUGGGGUGUCAUAUUCAAAUGUCUCACCACUCGAUGUGUCCACUUAGAUCUGCUAAAUAGUAUCGACGCCGACGCCUUCCUCCUAGCAUUGAGGCGAUUCAUCGCACGUAGAGGCACCCCUUUCGAGGUUCUCUCUGAUCAGGGAACAAACUUCCGAGGUGCAGAGAGAGAGCUGAAGGAGGCGUUCGCUGCAAUGGAACCACAGCUACAAGAGAGACUUGCCAAGCAACGGAUCAAAUUCAAGUUCAACCCACCAGCGGCUCCCCACUUUGGUGGCGCCUGGGAGCGUGAGAUACAAUCCGUCAAGAAAGCCCUGCAGGUGGUGAUUGGUGCUCAGUCCCUCCAAGAAGAAGUCCUGCUCACAGUCUUAAUUGAGGUAGAAGGCAUCCUCAAUUCCAAGCCCUUAGGAUACGUGUCGUCAGACGUUGGGGAUCCGGAUCCUGUGACACCAAACAUGUUGCUGAUGGGGCGGCGGGACGCCUCCUUGCCACAAGUGUCCUACGCUCCGGACCCACUCACCAGGAGACGGUGGCGUCAUUGUCAAAUGAUGGUGGAUCACUUCUGGACACAAUUCAUCAGAAGCUACUUACCGUCUCUUCAGGUCCGCCAGAAGUGGCACCAACCUACCGAUGAUCUUCUCCAGGACACUGUCGUGAUGAUCGUCGAUCCUCAGCUGCCGCGUGCUCAUUGGCCCGUUGGGAAGGUGGUCAGGCUGAAUGCCAGUGCCGAUGGAUGCAUCCGGUCUGCUGAGGUCCAAGUGGGGGACAAGACUUACCUGCGACCAGUAGCACGCCUUGUCCGGCUGCCAGCUGUUCCGGACGACAACGCUGAUCCAGGGACUCCUGUAGCACCUUAGGGAAUUUAUUUUGUUUACAUAAUAGCCAUGCUAUUCAGGGGGCGGCUGUUGUAAAUUCCCUAUAGUUUGUAAUAUCGUAUCGUAUAAUAUAUAGCGUUAUUUCUAUUCAGGCACUUUGGGCAGCCCAGGUAGCGCCGUAGGGUCCUAGAGUUACGAGUUGUACGGGGCUGCGCCAGAGCUCGUUGCGCGCGACCGCUUAACACGCCAUGACAGAGAAUGCGUUCGUGAAGAAAAAACCAUUCCUACAUCAUUCAUUUAUUCAUACAUCUGUUCAUCCAUUCCGUCAUUCAUUCGGUUGCUUAUUGAAGCCAUCAUUGAUGUCAUUCGUCUGCAAGAGAUAUAAACAUCCUGAACUGUUCCCUGUGUAUGCGUCUACUCUCUGACCGGAGUUACCGUCCUGGAUAAAGUGAUCCAAGCAAACACACACAUACAUUCUACAAUAGUAGUACUCUUGCAAAGUUAUCUCGGAAGCAUGCGGACACGACGAUACGCGAACACAUGAACCCACCCGUGUCACCCAUAAUCACCCAUGUCCCGUCGCUUAGCAACCGGACACGCUGGGGUUGAUAAAUUACCGGACUACUGUAACUACUACGCAGUGAUAACAAAGACAUGAAUCAGGCAUAAAUCCACCGUCCUUGACAGCGGUCAAGUUUGGUGUGCGGAGUGGACCAAAUGCGAACUACUGCAGCUGCUCUAAGUGAAAGCCCAAACUAAUCGGAAUAAGUGUAUACAUGUCGAUUAUAGCGGACUACACCACCUCUUCUG
Molecule: messenger RNA, 3955 nt
Organism: Gadus macrocephalus (Pacific cod)
Lineage: Eukaryota; Metazoa; Chordata; Actinopteri; Gadiformes; Gadidae
Exons: 2
Coding region: 56-3187 (1043 amino acids)
Biological process (GO): DNA integration
Molecular function (GO): nucleic acid binding
Source: RefSeq, a predicted model, not a curated record